Molecule: messenger RNA, 4125 nt
Organism: Alternaria burnsii
Lineage: Eukaryota; Fungi; Ascomycota; Dothideomycetes; Pleosporales; Pleosporaceae
Exons: 3
Coding region: 1-4125 (1374 amino acids)
Biological process (GO): transmembrane transport; aromatic amino acid catabolic process; positive regulation of transcription by RNA polymerase II
Cellular component (GO): nucleus
Molecular function (GO): DNA-binding transcription factor activity, RNA polymerase II-specific; transmembrane transporter activity; zinc ion binding
Source: RefSeq, a predicted model, not a curated record
AUGGCACCCUCUUCCACAUCCUCCUCAGCACCCGCUGGCCCACGGCAAUCUUCCCACCCGGCCACCGAACCUGAACAUCAAACAACCGAAUCUGAGAAGAACACCGAAUACGCCUCCAUUAUACCUGCACCACGGCCUGACGACGACCAACAAGGCCGCCUUCAACUCCAACGCACAGUCUCAUCAGUCAGCCACCAUGACAUGGCCAAUGUGCAAUACGUCGCAACAGGUGACAACGACACCAUCUACAACAAGUUCACCCCACGGCGAAAAAUGAUCAUCGUCGCCGUCGUCUCCUUCUGCAGCUUCCUAGCCCCCAUCUCCUCGACGACUGUCCUCUCCGCCGUUCCGGAAGUAGCAAAGACCUUUUCCACAGACGGCUCCAUCAUCAACGUCUCAAAUGCCUUGUACAUGCUCUUCAUGGGCCUAUCCCCCUGUUUCUACGGCCCUUACGGAAACAUCUACGGCCGGAAGUGGGUGAGCGUAGCAAGUGCAGCGUUAUUUACCGCAUUCAGCAUCGGCACGGCGCUAAGCCCCAACCUCGCUGCCUUCUUCGUCUUUAGGAUCCUGACCGCGUUCCAAGGCACCGCCUUCCUCGUCAUCGGAUCAGCAGUCAUAGGCGACAUUUACAAGCCGACCGAGCGCGCAACAGCGCUAGGUUGGUUCCUCUCCGGCACGCUGAUCGGGCCCGCGCUGGGCCCGUUCAUCGGUGGCAUCAUCGUCACGUUCCGCUCGUGGCGCGACAUCUUCUGGCUGCAGACGGCGCUCGCCGGUGCCGCGACGCUGUUUUGUGCCUUCCUCCAGCCCGAAACCAUACACAAGAAGCGCGCCGACGAGCUCGCGGGUCUGCCUGCAAAGCAGCGCGCAAGCAAAAUGUGGGCGUGGCUCAACCCCUUCCGCGUCGUGAGAUUAUAUCGGUACCCGAAUAUUCUCCUCACGGCCCUCGCGUCCGCGAGCUUGGUUUGGAACAUGUACAGCCUGCUCACGCCCAUCCGGUACGUGCUCAAUCCAAGGUUUGACCUGCAGUCUCCCUUGCAAUCGGGACUCUUCUACAUCGCGCCCGGCUGCGGAUACCUCCUUGGCACCUUCUUCGGCGGCCGCUACGCAGACCACGUGGUGAAGAAGUAUAUUCGGAAGCGGGGCCACCGCGUGUCAGAAGACCGUCUGCGGUCUUGCGUCUUCUUCCUCGGGGGCGUCAUACCCGCUUGUAUGAUUGUGUACGGGUGGAGUGUUGAAAAGCGCGUUGGCGGUGUUGCGCUCCCCGUCAUCAUGAUGUUCCUCCAGGGCGUGGCGCAAUUGUUUUGCUUUCCUAGUCUCAAUACGUACUGCUUGGAUGUUAUGCAAGGGAGGAGCGCAGAGGUGGUUGCGGGGAAUUACUUUAUGCGCUACAUGUUUGCGGCGGCGGGGUCGGCGUCCGUCUUCGUUGAGGCGCAUGCCGCUCCGCUGCAUAAGCCCGCCUCGCGCCCGCCGAUACCCGAGGCGCAAAACCCAGUCAUACCCGGGCUCCCACCCAUCAGAUUUUCCUGCGCCAUCCGUUCGUCGUACCACCCUAUCAAUUACCAUUUAUUGUUCAUCGUCACAAUGGACGAUUCCAAUCCGAGCACUGGCCAACAGGAUGCUAAUUCGAGCUCUGGGUCAAGCAAGAAGCGGACCCACCCCGAAGACUUCAAGCGCGCAUACAAGGCUUGCAUCAAUUGCCGGCAGCGCAAGGCAAAAUGCAUCUUGGGUACCGGGCCAGAUGGAGGCGAGCUAAAGCCGCCGUGUCAGAGAUGCAAGCGCGAGAUGCGCGAGUGCAUUUUCAGGUCGGAGAGGAGUUGGGUCAAGAGGAGGAAACCGGGGGAAGCAGCAAGGGAGGGUGAGGAUGAGGAGGAGGCUACCAGUGGCGGUGGUGGUACUACGUCGGCGUCUGCGACGCGCGAUCGACCUCAGUCGAAUCCCGCACCGCUGCCGUCACCGGGCCAUAGAUCGUCUAUAUCGACGCAUGGGUUCACGCCGGGUACUAGUCCACAUGUCAAUGGCUCGAAUCGUUCCGAGUUCCAUUCUCCUCAUGGACACCUACGGAGGAUCUCGUCGUCCCAUGGCCAGCCAGACCUUGCGCAUUCGGUGAUGCGAACGGUGGUAUCGAGCGGGAGCGAUGCACUGAAUCUAUUGUUUGAAGCCGCGCAUCAUCGCGAUGCUAUCGACAAUCAAGAACAGUCGGGAUCACAAGCAUAUGAAACACCCAGGUCAGGUCCAUCAGGCUACGACAAUGGCGUUCCGUCGUCGCCGUUCCACACCUUCAGAGCACAGCCGGUGCAGAUGUCGACGCCGUCACCGGAGACGCUGAAGACGUGGACAUCGUGUCGAUUUGUGCAGAUGGGCUGGUUCUCCGCACACGAGGCAGUGACAUAUGUCGAUUUGUUCUUCAAGAACUGCUCGCCGUUGUCGCCAAUACUAGGGGAGUUCUACGCGCAUCACGAAAAUCACUAUACACUGAUCGCGCUGGAUCCUUUCCUGUGCACUACUAUACUGAUGAUCUCGUCGAGGUACAAUAUCCUUCCUGGCGUGGGCGGCGCUUCGAGAGGCUACUUUGUGCAUGAUAGGCUUUGGGAGCAGUGUCAGCGCUUCAUCAUGAAGAUCAUGCUCGGACAGGUUAAGCCAUCCAAAGCGCAGAGUAGGACCAUUGGGUCGAUAGAAGCUCUGCUCCUGCUAUCGGAGUGGCAUCCUCGAGCGCUACAUUUCCCUACCGCCGCUGAUGGCUGGGAUUGUGAACUUAUGAUUGGCGCAAAUAAUACCACAGAAGAAGGCGCAAAGCUGUUAGAAGGGGAUGUGACAUCGAACAGAUGGCUUGAAGAUGUUAUUGAGCCCGCGAAACGCUCAGACCGUAUGUCAUGGAUGUUGAUGGGUUGCGCAUUAUCAUUAGCACAAGAGCUGGGACUAUUCGAGGACAAUGCGAGAAUAGACAAGGACCAGGUGUCGUACCCAAAGUUCACCACGGAAUACCUUAUCCUCCGAAGGAUCCGAGCUCGGAAGCUGCUAUACGUGCUACUCGAACAACUUUCAUGGAGACUAGGCUGCACAUCGAUGAUACCACAGAGCUUAAACCAUGCUUUAAUGGAGAAGAUACCUGUUGACUCUGCGACGGGCGCUGUAGAGCAAUGGCAGUCCUUUAUGAGCGCAUGGGUCGAGCUCACCAAACUCGCCCGGUCAAUCUCCGAUACCAUCUAUCCAAAUACAGCCACAACACGAAGCUUACUACGCACCGGUCGCUACAUAGGCUUGCUCGAGCACUUCCAACCACUGCUAGUAUCGUGGAGGAAAAAGUACCUCGACCCCUGCAAGCUCAAAGUUGGUCUGCACGAUAUGCUCCACAUUGAAUACCAAUACGUUCGUAUCUACACGAACUCGCUUGGCAUGCAGGCAGUCGUCGAACGCACACUCGCGGAGACAGAUCCCGAUGUGCCACAGGAGGAUAAUCUGCCUUUUAACCUCGAACCGCGGGACUACGAUUUCAUCCAAGAGGUUGUGGAUGGAAGUUGCCAGAUACUACAAAAAGUCUGUCAGCUAUCCGAGACAGGAGCGCUGCGUUACUCACCCGUACGAAUCUUCCUCAGGAUAACUACGAGUUCAAUCUACCUAAUCAAAGGCUUGAGUCUGGGAUCAAGAAACGCAAAGUUGCAGAGUUGUCUGGAUAUCCUAGAUGCGGCUAUCCGGGCUCUUCGCGCAAGCACCCUAGACGAUAUGCACCUAGCUUCCCGCUACGCAACCCUCCUCGACCUCCACGUCGCUCGCCUCCGCGAAUCCUUUGUCGUCUCCUCUCGUCCCCCUCGCCUACCUUCGCGCGCCACAUCAACCACCCACAACGCAUCCUCCAACAAUAGCAAUCUCUCUUCCCACACUCCAUCCGCUGCAACAGAGGGCAUGGCCUUCUUGAAUAACCACAAUGCAGGCCAAAGCAGUUUAUCAAGCUUAGCGGAAAAUGUCACCGGGUUGAUGCCGGAUAUGCCGGAUGAUGAUUGGUUGGCGCUGCCUUUUGACCCGGCGAUGGCGCCGUUCGGAUUGGGGGAUGGUGGAGUGGGGGGUAAUGGAGGGUUUCAGGGAUUUGACGAUGGUACGCUGGACUUCAUAUGGAAUUUGCCCAUGUAG